Messenger RNA from Diorhabda carinulata, 453 nucleotides. Its product is annotated as larval cuticle protein A2B-like. The transcript has a single exon. The record is from RefSeq and is a predicted model, not a curated record. The annotation marks the transcript as partial. Gene Ontology annotation, cellular component: extracellular matrix. NCBI's taxonomy places the organism in Eukaryota, Metazoa, Arthropoda, Insecta, Coleoptera, Chrysomelidae.
AAUUUCCAGAUCUUCUCAGUGUCCGUCCUCCUUGCAGCAGCACAUGCGGGAUACUUAGGCGGUUAUGGUGGUGGUCUUGCCAGCUCCUACGUAUCAAAUCAUCUUUCAUCUUACGGUGGUCGCCCCGUUCCGACUUAUUACCAUGGAAGUGGAGGAUACUCCCACGAUCAAGACUACUACUCUCAUCCUAAAUAUCAAUUUCAAUAUGGAGUACAAGAUCCCCAUACCGGAGACCACAAAACCCAACACGAAGUCCGCGACGGAGACGUAGUCAAAGGAUCUUACUCAGUAGCUGAUCCAGAUGGUACUCUACGUACCGUUCAUUACACUGCUGAUGAUCACAACGGUUUCAAUGCUGUUGUAGAAAAAUCUGGACAUGCUGUACAUCCACAGGUUUACGCUGUUGGUGGAUAUGGAGCUCAUGGUGGAUUCGGUAGACAUGGACAUUACUAA